Molecule: messenger RNA, 3971 nt
Organism: Hevea brasiliensis (rubber tree)
Lineage: Eukaryota; Viridiplantae; Streptophyta; Magnoliopsida; Malpighiales; Euphorbiaceae
Product: transmembrane 9 superfamily member 7
Exons: 7
Coding region: 70-1935 (621 amino acids)
Biological process (GO): protein localization to membrane
Cellular component (GO): membrane
Source: RefSeq, a predicted model, not a curated record
CAUACUCCAGUCUCCUCUUAUACUGCCUAAGCGUUUGGAUCCAUCACACAUUUGAAUUAAGCUUCGGCUAUGGCUUCUCCUGUUCUCCUUCUUCUUUUUGUUGUCCCUCUGCUGCUAUCAUCUGUCGUCCACUCUUUCUAUCUCCCUGGGGUUGCACCUCGCGAUUUCCAAACGGGAGAUCCUCUCCAUGUCAAGGUUAACAAGCUCUCCUCCACCAAGACACAGCUUCCGUAUCAUUACUAUUUUCUCAACUACUGUAAGCCUCCAAAAAUUAUCAACAGCGCUGAAAAUCUUGGAGAAGUUCUUCGAGGCGAUCGCAUUGAGAAUUCUGUCUACUUUUUUAAAAUGAGAAUGGAACUGUUCUGCCAAGUCGCCUGUCGGGUAACGCUAGAUGCCGAAUCUGCCGGGAGUUUCAAGGAGAAGAUUGAUGAUCAGUAUCGUGUUAACAUGAUUCUGGACAACCUUCCCGUUGCGGUUCUUAGCCAAUCACAACUUUAUGAGCAUGGGUUUCCAGUUGGGUUCAAAAGCAGAGAGGAUAAAUAUUUUAUCAAUAACCAUCUGAGCUUCAAAGUCAAGUAUCAUGUGGAUCCUGUCACUGAUUCUGCUCGCAUUGUUGGUUUUGAAGUCAAUCCAAUCAGUAUUAACCAUGAGUACAAGAAUUGGGAUGAGAACAACACUCGGUUGACAACAUGCAAUUCCCAAAUUCAGGAUAAUGCUGUUACAGAACAGAUAGCUAUUGGUGAAGAGAUUGUGUUUACAUAUGAUGUCUCCUUUGAGUCCAGCGAAAUCAAAUGGGCUUCGCGCUGGGACACGUACCUUCUUAUGAACGACAGUCAGAUUCAUUGGUUCUCCAUUAUUAACUCUUUAAUUAUUGUUCUGUUUCUUUCGGGCAUGGUUGCCAUGAUUAUGAUGAGAACACUCUACAAGGACAUUACAAGCUACAAUCAGCUGGAUACCCAAGAUGAGGCCUUGGAAGAAACAGGCUGGAAAUUAGUUCAUGGGGAUGUUUUCCGUCCGCCUCCUAAUUCCAGUUUAUUGUGUGUGUAUGCUGGGACAGGCAUCCAAGUUUUGGGAAUGACUCUUGUCGCAAUGAUUUUUGCAUUGUUGGGUUUCCUCUCACCGGCCAACCGUGGUGGCCUGAUGACAGCCAUGGUCCUUUUAUGGGUUUUCAUGGGCUUAUUUGCAGGAUACUCGUCAGCUCGUUUGUACAAGAUGUUCAAAGGCACACAGUGGAAGAGGGUCACCUUGAAAACAGCCUUCACAUUCCCUGCUAUACUUUUUACCAUUUACUUUGUACUGAAUGCACUAAUUUGGGGUGAGAAAUCUUCUGGAGCAGUUCCUUUUGGAACAAUGUUUGCUCUGGUGUUCUUGUGGUUUGGGAUAUCAGUGCCAUUGGUUUUCAUUGGCAGUUUUGUGGGUUUCAGAAAGCCAGCAAUUGAAGAUCCUGUCAAAACUAAAAAAAUCCCAAGGCAGAUUCCUUUGCAGACAUGGUAUACAAAACCAAUAUUCUGCAUUCUUAUUGGAGGCAUACUUCCAUUUGGAGCAGUGUUCAUUGAGCUAUUCUUCAUGUUGACAUCUAUAUGGCUAAACCAGUUCUAUUACAUGUUCGGUUUCAUCUUCCUAGUCUUUAUUAUACUAAUAAUCACUUGUGUUGAGAUAACAAUCGUGCUCUGCUACUUUCAGCUAUGCAAUGAAGAUUAUAACUGGUGGUGGAGAUCCUACUUGACUGCAGGUUCUUCUGCUCUCUACCUCUUCCUAUACUCGGUCUUCUAUUUCUUCACCAAGUUGGAAAUUACAAAGCUGGUUUCUGGCAUUCUUUACUUGGGGUACAUGUUAAUUGGAUCAUACACCUUCUUUGUCUUAACUGGGUCAACUGGUUUCUAUGGAUGCUUGUGGUUUGUGAGGAAGAUCUACUCUUCUGUGAAGAUUGACUAGCCCAUGGGCCAUAGACAUAAAACAAGCCUCUUCUAACAAACUUGGAAGCCGAUACUAGAACUAGUUGUAGACUAGAAAGAGAGGAAAAUGCUGUAUGAUUACAAAACGAAAAUACUGGGUUUUUUCACUUGUUAAGAGUAAACACUGUGUUAACUAUGGUUGAUCACGUACGUGAAGUGGGUGCCAACUUGCACAUUUUAGAUGUGACUCGCAAGCGUCACUCCUCAUCAGGACUCUGGUCUCCCAUCAAAUCAGUCGCCGCCAGAGCCAACGGCCGCCCUGUUCGAGUUUCUCCCCUGCGACUCAACCUGGAGUAUAAUGAUUCCAAAAACAUAAAUUUCUGCCUACCCAGGUAUCUCCAAUGACAAUAACAUCCUUCCAUGAAGCUUUUUCUCACCAAAAUUGACAAGCAUCUUGAUAAAGAAUACUGUUAUAAUGACAAAUCACAAUCAAAUUUGUUUGGUAGUGAUAUGUUGUAGUCAAAACAUUACUGUGUUUAUCGAAAUGACAACACUCUUAUCCUCUAAAAAUUCUCUUAUAAAGCCAACCAAAUCCAAAUAGCUUCUAGUAAUUGUAAUCAUGGUGACUAGAUGCCCAAGUAUCGCAUCUCAUUGCGUAUCCUUCUUCCCCAAAGCUUUUCUCUUUUUAGGCAGCUUCCUGCUCAUUUCUCAUUAAUCCUUCCACGAUCCAAAGUACUAUCCUCCCAUCCCAAGAUUGGAAUGCUUUGUACCAUACUUAUCCAACAGUCUCAGUCUUGAAUUUAUUUUAUAAAAAAAAAAAAUUUAAUACUUUUUAUAAAAAUAUUAAUAAAAUUAAGUCAUUUCAUGUGAUAAUUAUACUUCAGUGGCAACAGGAGAAAUAAGAAUACGAAAAGGAGGGCAAAAACGUAAAUGGGAUAUCGCAAGAUACCAAAAUCCAAAUCCGUGUAUCAAGGGUUGCUUUCUGCAUUCAGAAGCAGCCCCUACUCUUCUGUCCUUCUCUCUCCAUUAAAUUCCCGCCUUUUUCCUCAACAGCCACGUCACUUACCUAUGCACUUUCACAACCGUUCAGAUCAUAUCAAGUGGCUCCAAAACCGUCUGACGAGAAUCACAAUAUCUUCUUCUUAGGGACCCACCUAACUACCAAAAAUUAAAAAAUAAAAAUUCAGAGCCUUCUCGCCCACGCUGCCGCGUGCUCUUAGUCGUCACAGAGAAGAGACAAAGAGUAUUUAUAGACCCUAACAAACCAUACGGCUCUGCCAUUACUUUAAUGAGUACAUCAAAAGGAGAAUCACAAGCACAACCCACCAUGGAGACGGAGGAUUCCGGAAAGAGAGAAGAAGGGUCUCGAACUACGUCGCUUCCUGACACGUCCGGUGAUCUGGGUGAGGAAAUCGCAGCUUGGCUUUCAAUGGACGAUGAUACGGUGGAUGAGCUUAUGAAGUUUCUUGACACAGACCCUGAAGGAGCCUCAACAACUUGUAUUAGUGCUAAUACUACAAAGGUAAAGUUCAUUGAAAACCCGUACUCGUCGCCGUUGAUUUUUCAGUCUUCUUCUUCUUAUAUCACCAUCAACGGCAACGAGGAGAGUUGCGGGUCUUCAUUCUCUGACUGGGAGUCGUCAGUCAUGGCUAGUGUGGACAUUGGUGGGAUUGUGAAUGCUGGUAAAGCGGAUGGCAUUGAUGGGUUUUGCGAGUGGUUUCAAGGUGGGAAGGGAAGCGCGUGGGGGUUAAAUGUGGUGGAGGAGGAGGAGCGUGGGUUGGCUUUGGCAGAGGAGAGCGGCGGGGGUGACGGACGGGAGACGAUGAUAGUCUGGCCAUAACUCCAUCUCCAUUAAUUCUCCAUGUGAAGUUGUUAUUAAUAGAAAACAAUACAAAAUAUACGGAAAGAGAGUAGUAAGUAGAAGAAGCAGCUGCUGCCCUUUUGUCUCUUAUUGUGGAAUGCUAUUGCUGAGCCUAAAUAGAAAUGGCUUCCUCUGCAUCAGCUUUGUAAUCACUAAUCAGUAGUUACUGCUUUUAAUCCUUUUAUUCAAUUUCAUCUCACCAUUUGAUUCGUGGA